CGCUCAGCCAACUCGAUUGCCGCCGCGUUUCGACGUGGGGGAACUCGAAAACGAAAACACAACAUUUGUUUCUAUUUGCAGUAGUAGGCUUUGAAAGCCUGAUCCGCAUCGCCUGUUACUGCGUUAAGCCCGUUCUCUGCUACGCGAUUUUUACGCAAAACAUGUAAAUACGAUACGAGUGACGUUUAAUAAUGACUGAAACGUUCUUUUAGAGGCCGAAACGCCUCUAAUUCGUGUAAAUAUGAAAUUUUAAACUGUGUCUUUUAUUUUAAAUCAAUAGGUAAUUCAAUUAAACAUGGAAAUAGUAUCUGGUAACAAAUUGUCGAAGCACAGAAAAGUCCAUUUUACGCGCAGCGCUAAAACUAAGAGUUUGAACAGAAACCACAGCGUUAAUAAUAAAAACCGUUUGGCAAGAUCGAAUUCCUUGAGGAACUCUUUCAAAAACAACAACAAUAACAACAAAAUCAAAAAUAAUAUUAACGAAAUUAAUAACAUUAUCAAUAAUAAUGGAAAUCACGUACUACAGGAUGAGGUCUGUUUAGGAGAAUUUACCAGAGAGGUAUACAAUGCUAUCUGCGUUAGAUUAGGAGAUACUCUACACAUUCCCGAAGACUCUGUACAGGCUUUAUUCAACGAUAUGAAACUUUUUCCGUCCAAAUCUCAAGUGUCAAAAAUGCUCCAGUGUGCCAGGCAGUGCGGUAGACGAAAUGGUGCUAACGACUACAUCACAUUCGGAGAGUUUUGUGUCUUUGUUAAAGAGAUGCAAAACCAAAAUCCGAAACACCAGAGACGGUCUACACCUCCAAAAAUCAAUAAUACAAUCAAAUGUUCAAAUAAUAAAUGUGAUGUCUUCCUUGGAGGUUCUUGCAAUCCAACAACUUGGCGUGCUGAUACAGCUAUUCCAGAGUUAAAAAAGCAUGGCAUCUCUUAUUACAAUCCACAAGUCUCUAUGUGGGCUCCGGAACUAGUGGCGCAAGAGUACGAUGCAAAGCAGGCAGCUUCAAUAUUACUUUUUGUGAUAGAUAGUCAGACGAGGAGUACAGUUGGAAUGAUAGAAGUAGCAUAUUUAGUUGCCUCUGGUAGGUGCGUCGUAGUGGUCGCACAACCUUACGAAAAGGGUCAGACGAUCAUGGGGGAAGUAAUCACGGAUAGGGAAUAUAGGGAUUUGGUGAAUGGUCAGAAGGUUCUCUUGGAAUUGGUGAAAAGUAAAGGUGUCAAAAUUCACAAGAAUUUAUCUACGGCUUUACAGUGCACCGCAAAUAUUUUAAGAAAUUCAUCCAUGAACGGUACAAGUGCUGAGGAACAAAUUACAUAUAAACUCAGGAAACUGAGGGAAGUAUAUGACUCCUAUGGAGGCGAAAUGAAACUUGCAGACGUUUUGGAGGCAUACGAAAAGUUGACGAAUCGUUCGUUGGAGAUCAGUCGGCUGUACAAUUAUUCCAAUUCGCAAAACGGUUACAGAACUACGGCGCCGAUCAGCUUCGAGCGUUUUUGCGCCCUGAUGGCCGAAUUUUCCACCACCGACAGUUGCGAAAUGUGUACGACAGACGUAUGGGCAACGCAACCUUUCCAAAGGCACUGUUCGACCAACAACACGUGUAAUCUCAACAACACACACGUCAAUUGUCUGGUAGAGGACCUACCUCCGGAGCCAGACGACAUUUCGAUACCCAAUAGUGAUAUCUUUCUCGGCGGGUCAAUGUCGUCGGAUUUAAAUUGGAGGAGUGAUAUAGCGAUUCCUUUGAUCAAGAAACACGGUUUGAGCUACUACAAUCCCGCAUUAAGGGAAGGAAUGGAAGACAGUUAUGUGGGAAACGGCUGUGAUGAUGACAGAUUUGUCCGAAGUAAUUCGUCCGAUGUUCUAGAAUGGAAGAGGGCUUUAGAUAAAAGCAAAGUUCUAUUAAUUGUAAUUACAAACGAUACGCGUUCAAUGACCAGCAUAAUUUUGGCAGCGUUCUAUAUGGGCCUUAACAAAGAUAUGGUCUUGUGUGUGCAGAAUCUUGCUAGCGAUGAUUGUAGGAUAGGCAAUGAAACGUUAACGAAAAACGCCAUCAAGGAUUAUAAUAGAGCGAGAGUGUAUCUGACGGACUUGGCGAAUAGAAAGCAAAUACCGGUUUUUGAAUACAUCACCAAGGCCGUAGAGUGCGCGAUCGAAAUGUGCAAAAGCAGGUAGAACUUCCGUCGAAAGCUCGGUUUACGAGCGCGUUUUUCACCGCGCGGUUUUUAUUGCAGCGAGCGGUUUUUAUACCGGUCGCGGUUUUCUCUCUAAGUCGAACCAACCCAUCCAAGGCUGCUGCUCUCUUUUAUCGGGAAAAAACAAUAAAAAUUACGCUUCAUCACGUUAUUUAGGUCGGUUUCUAAGGUUUUUCGUUUUGUAUAUAAAUUAACAAAUAUAUUUUUCGAUAAGGCGAAAUGAACCGUUUGCCUUAUUUCGCUAUUAAUAUAUUAAUUUUUUUACUUACUUUGGAUUAAUUGAUUUUUAAUAAAGAAAUAUCGAUUGUAGAUACGAUUUUUUGCGAGUUUGAGCUUUAGAAACUGGCCUAAAAAGAUUUUAUUUAUUUAUUCCGAGUGUUUUAAUCGUAAAUAUGAAAUAAUAUAUAUUUUUGUCGCAAAGUUGGACUUGUAUCGUUACCAGUUAUUAUUUUUUUUUUGUUAACUACUAAUUGUAAUUAAGCUGGAUAAUGACUUAAUCAUUUUUAUUAAUUGAAUUACCUAAUGUAAUAAUUGUUAAAUCUAAUUAUCGUUGAUAUACAAUUUUUGUGUGUGAUUUUUUUUUACGCACCACUUGUCGACAACUAUACUUUUUUAUUAAAGAGAAUUCAAGGUAGCUAGAAAUAACCGAUAGAUAGUCUCUCAAAAACAGUUUAAAUUAAUUUUAAUAUGUGUAUAUUUUCAUGUGUAUUGCAAAUACUUAUUAUUCUGUAAAAUUUGAUUUCGAGCCAUUAUUUCUGAGGUUGUACCACUCAAAUCUUUUUUAUAGACUUGAAGUUUCAACUGUAGUUUUGUUAUUUUAAUACGUAUGUUUAUAUUUUAUGUAUGUUUCAAAUAUUUUUCUUCUAUAAAAUUUUUAACUGUGAUUUUUUUUCAGUUUUUCUUCAAUGAGAUCAUUUACAAAAAAACGCCUGAAAGCCAAUUUUUGUGUACAACUUUGUUUUCUAAUUAUUGACCUUUGUUUCUAUAAUCAUAAAAUAAAGUGUACCACAUGUAGUUACAGUGUUGGCAAAAUUAAACCUUCAGUUCUACUUUGCUUGUGAAUAGUAAAUGUCGCUCGCAAUGUUGUAAUUCACAGGUGGCACAAGUAAAUGACAACGACGAUUCCACAUCCUUUUUUUUUUCGCACAUGUGAACGACUUACUAUUCACUUCGACACACACAAAGUGGGACUGAAGUAAGGUUUUACUAUUAUUUCUUAACGACAUAUACAUCAACUUUUUCUUUUUUUUUUAUAGACUAUUCAAUGUCCUUUCUUUUUCUUCUUUACUUAAAAUGAUGUCAAAAGUUGCAAUUUUGUUUGUUUAUUAGAAUAAAUUUUAUUAUCACAGUUUUUGACGACGGACCUCACGUGUAGGUAUCGCAAUCUAGUUAACGUUGAAAUGUUAAUCUUUAUUUUUCCGUUCUUCUCAGUAAAUUACUGAUACUAAUUAUUUGAAGAUCUCCACCUCUUCAAACUAUGCCAUUCUGAGUUUCAGUUGUGGUUUUGUUGAAUUUAAGGCAAUGUUUAAAACAAACCUCCUUUCUUCUUCAGAAAAUUAUAUUUUCUGCUGCUCUUUUAACAUUAACUUUAUUAAUUUUUUUUCUGUGAAUACGCUUACCAGGGUGAUGUAUAAAUCGAAAGUCCAUCUUUAUCUCAGAUUGGGUGCUACUGUCACUUUCAAGUUCGUAAUCCAUCUUAAAUGACAAC
Psylliodes chrysocephalus is the source of this 3901-nucleotide messenger RNA. The record is from the annotation of a GenBank genome assembly. Lineage: Eukaryota; Metazoa; Arthropoda; Insecta; Coleoptera; Chrysomelidae.